This is a messenger RNA of Danaus plexippus (monarch butterfly), 2548 nucleotides long. RefSeq names its product serine/threonine-protein kinase PLK4 (gene SAK). Gene Ontology annotation, molecular function: protein kinase activity; ATP binding. Lineage: Eukaryota; Metazoa; Arthropoda; Insecta; Lepidoptera; Nymphalidae. Gene Ontology annotation, biological process: protein phosphorylation. The coding region runs from base 425 to 2425 and encodes 666 amino acids. The transcript is spliced from 3 exons. The record is from RefSeq and is a predicted model, not a curated record.
CGUCAUGCAUGUCAAGUUAAUGUUCAUAACUGCUUGAUGCUGAGAAUAUUAUGUAAUUUAUAAAUAUAACAAUCCGGAAUCAGAAAGUUGUAAUGAUUGGUCGAAUAAUUAGACAAUUCUCCGAUUCAAAAGCUGUUAUGACAUCUCGACUAUUGUAUAAAUUCUUGUUAAGAGAGUGUGAAAAGUUGCCGCCGGAUGCAUGUAAACAUUAUAAAUUUGCUGUCAAACAGAGUUAUAAGCAGCAUAAAACUGAAUCUGAUCCCGAAAGAAUUAAGGAUAUAAUACAAAAAAGUGUUGAGGAUGCUAAGUGGAUUGUAGCUAAGUAUACAAAGAAAUAAUGGAAAAACCUGUAAAAAUAAAUUUUAUUAAAUUACAUAAAAAGUAUUAUAUAUAUUAUUAUAAACAAAUAUUAUAAUUAAGAAAUAUGUUUGGAGAUAGAAUAGAAGAAUAUGAACUGCUUGAGCAUCUCGGCAAAGGUGGAUUUGCUCAUGUAUAUAGAGCAAAAUGUCGAAAGACCGGAAUUUUUGUUGCCAUCAAGAUGAUAGAUAAAGCUUUAAUGGCUAGUGCUGGUAUGAUUGGAAGAGUUCGACAAGAGGUUACAAUACACUCUCGCUUAAAACAUCCAGCUAUAUUAGAGUUGUACACAUUCUUUGAAGAUGUACAUUACGUUUAUUUAGUUUUAGAACUAGCACAUAAUGGUGAAUUAGCUAAACAUUUCAAAUUGGGUACGAGGGGCCUUUCAGAAAAGGCUGCUGCUGAUAUAUUUAGACAAGUUGUGAGUGGAGUUUUAUACCUUCAUGCUCAUAAUAUUAUUCAUAGAGACUUAUCUCUAAACAAUUUGUUGUUGACUAAAGAUUUGAAUGUGAAAAUCGCUGACUUUGGUUUAGCAACUCAAUUGAAUGCUCCAGACGAAAAACAUGUUACUAUGUGUGGAACACCUAAUUACAUAUCUCCUGAGGUUGCAUCGAGAGCUAUGCAUGGUCUUCCAGCUGAUGUUUGGGGUCUAGGUUGUAUGCUAUAUACACUUUUAGUGGGUAGCCCACCGUUUCAUACACAACAUGUAAAAACUACUUUAAAUAAAGUAAUUAAUGCUGAUUACAAAAUACCAUCUGAGAUAUCGAUGCCAGCUCAGGACUUGUUACAAAAGCUUUUAUGUAAAGAUCCUUCAAAAAGGAUUACUUUGAAAGGCAUUAUGGAACAUCCUUUUUUAAAUAGCAGUUAUACCAGCAUUCCCAAACAUGAGUUAUCAAGGGAUUCGGGAUUUCUGACCACAUUGCAUAGCACUCAACAUAGCCAGAAACCAAGAAUUGAAGGAAAAUCCAAUUUGGAUUACUUAUUUAAUGAACCUAACAACUUUAACAAAGAAUAUAAUAAGGAGAACUUAUUAUCAAGUAAAUGUUUUGAACAUAAUUCAUACAAUGUAUUUGAACCACAGAGCAACUGUGCUUCCUCCGCUUGUGAACCUCUGAAACUGUUAAGUAUUCAAAAUGUACAGCCACAAAUAACUAGUCAAAACUAUGUAAAUUCAUGUGAACCUACUGAGAUUCCAUCUAAGAACAACUUGGACAUUAAAGGUGUCAAACCUGAAGAGAGUAGUUCAAGUGAAAUUAACAGAGACAAAAGAACAGAGCCAAAGUCAUGUAAAAUCACUUCAAAUGUUUUAAGUGUUCCCCCGCUUUGUGCAGAUAGACUGCCCACUAUCUCACACAGGACAAGAAAUGCUAUUUUAAAAAUUGAUUCAUCUGAAGUAACUGUUGAAUUCCUUAAACGAAAAGGCAAAGAAAGAGAGGAAAGAGUAGCUGAAGUUUGUAAAAUAUCAAAAGAUGGUAUGAAAAUAGUAAUUUACUCAGUAGACAAAGAAAGGGAUAAAGCUUUUAUAACCGAACACAACCCCAAUCCUAAUGAAGUGUUUACAUAUCACAAUUUACCCCAGAAACAUUGGAAAAAAUAUUUAUAUGCAGCUCGUUUUGUGGAACUAGUGAAAGCAAAGACACCCAAAAUAACUCUUUAUACUCCUCUAGCUAAAUGUCAACUAAUGGAAAAUGGCACAGAUAUUGAAAUGUUUUUUUAUAACAACGAAAAAGUUACAUUUACAUCUACAGAAGGUUUAAAAGUCAUAGACAAAAAUUUAAAAACUUACCAAAAUGCAAAAUUUGUUCCAGAACUAAAAUAUUUAACUGACCAUUUUGAGGAAUGUUCUAAUAGGUUGAAUAGGAUACAAAGUGCUUUAUCAUGUAUUCCAGAUGAAUGUUUUCCUCUUAUAAUUGGGAAAAGACCAGUUCAACCCACAAGCGCAACUCACAGUGUAACCCCCUCAAUGCAAGGAUCUGAACCUCAUUUCAAUACACCAUUGUAUAAUUUUGGAUCAUUUCAUCGUACAACUUCCUGUUCCAGUCGAGCAAAAAGCGAAAAUAAUAUUCUUUAAAAAUAGCAGUGAUGAUAAUUAAUUAUAAUUUUUAUGAAAAUAAUUUAAUGUUAUUUAUAAAGUAAUUUUUAGUAGUGUUUAGUUUUAGAAGAGUACAAAUUAUAGCCCAUCGCCAAUAAAUAA